GUGUGAUUGAAGGCGAUGGCGGCCGAAUGGAAACUGUUGAUGAUGACGACGACCGUCUUGCCACUGCCACUCGUUUGGUGCUCGUCGUCGCAUCCGCCGUGGUCGUCGAGUGCGUCGCUGCCAUCGACGCUCUUCUUGGCCUCGACGUCUGACCCGCUGGACGAUGAUUUUGUCGACGCUGUGUCUGGCAACGGGACAAUGAUGUCGACGAGCCACUACGAGAGGAGCAAUUUGUCGUCGCUGGGUGCGACGGCCGACGACGUCUUGGACGACGAACGCUUCCCGGCCUACAUCAGUUUGUUGAUGAUGUUGUCGUGCGGUUUGAUUCUGGUGGUUGGACUCGUCGGCAACUGCCUCGUGCCCGUCGUCAUCUGGAACAAUCGCGACUUGCGCAAUUCCACCAAUCUCUUCCUGCUCAACUUGAGCCUGGCCGACAUCCUCGUCCUCUGCGUCUCCAUGCCGACCGUCCUCAUCGAGAUCUACGAGCGACGAGACACCUGGAUCUUUGGCAAAGUCAUGUGUAAACUGGUGCCCUUUGUCGAGCUGACGGUGGCCCACGCGUCCGUCUUGACUAUCCUGGCCAUCUCGUUCGAGCGCUAUUACGUCAUCACUCGACCGUUGAGGGCCGGCUACACUUGCACCCGCAUGAGAGCCCUCUUCAUCAUCCUGGCCAUUUGGAUACUAGGAUGCCUCACCUCCAGUCCGAUGUUGUUCAUUGCCAAUUAUUUGGAAGAAGAUUCGGCUGGAUCAUCAGCCGGCUGCGUGACACAAGCCAACACAUUUUGGCCCAUUUUUUAUUUCAUGUCGGCCAUCUGCGUCUUCUUCUUCUUCCCGCUCAUCGUCCUCGUCCUCAUCUACACCGUCAUCGCCCGUCACUUGGUCGCCGACCCGUGCACCGCCUCCAAUCAUCGCAUCCAGGUGCAGACGUCGGCGUCGGUAGCGGCCGGAACCGACGGCGUCAACCCCAAUUUGAGGGCCAGGCGCCAGGUGGUGACGAUGCUGGGCACGGUUGUCGUCUUCUUCUUCAUCUGCCUCCUGCCCUUCCGCAUUUUCACCCUGUGGUUCAUCUUGGCGUCGGACGAAGACAUUGAAAACUUCGGCAUCGAGACUUAUUACCACGUCCUCAACUUUUGUCGAGUCAUGUUCUACCUCAAUUCGGCCAUUAAUCCCAUCUUGUACAACGUCAUGUCCUCCAAAUUCCGCACGGCCUUCCUCAAAGCGCUCGGAUUCAACUGGGCCGGCAGACGGAAGCGACUGCUCCGACAUUUGAGCCGACAGAGCACCUUCAAUACGACAACCACGUCCGGCACCGCUUCCGGCACCACCACAAGCAGCGAACAUCAACUCAUCAAGCGGAUGACCAAAGAGGAUCUACUCGUGGCCGCCAAUAAUCAACGGCCCGUCAUGCAAAAGUACGGACGCCAAGGAAGCUGUACGGCCGCCAGUCGGGCGUCCAGCAAACCUUUGUUGACCGUCACGCUUUCGACGACGUCCACCAGUAUGGCAGGUAAUCCGGCCGAUUCGUCAUGCGACAGCCACGUCUGAGUUCGUUUCGGGAACGAAACAAUUUUUGAAGACAAAAAGAAAUUAGAGGAAAAAAAUUGAUGGAUCUCAACUAAAAAAAAAAAAAAAAAAAAAAAAAGGAAUAAUUUCUUCAGUCCCAUUUUCACUGAAGAGAUGCAAACCAGGAAACAAAAACAAAAAAAAAACAAAAAAAAACAAUUGCUGUGCACAAUUUUGACAUUCUUUUUUAUCUUGCAACUAAUUCUUUGACUGUUUAACCUUAUACUAUGAUAAUGCAUAAUUAUGGGUGUACCUCAUUCAUUAAUCCCUAUAAUUCUUAUUGAGAAACACUUGACAGUUAUCUACAGAGCUGCAUGAUGUACUAAAAGAAUUUUUUUCAGGGCUUGUUAGGUCACCUGAAAUCAAUCAGCAGGUGUUUCACCAAUCGUCAUGAAAAUAUCUAUCAAUCCAUCAACAUAUUUACUUUUAAAUCGUAAUGAUUAAGGCCAGUGAAAAUGAGAAACAAAAAUGAAAAAAUGUAUUGUACAGUACGUUGCCAUCUGAUUUGUUGAAGCUGUGAUGAUGCCUGAGAACAAGAAACAAACACACGCUACACAUUAUUUUACUAUUGCAAAUAUAUAUAUAAUCUUUAAUUUAUAUCCCCUUCCCAACAGUGUGUCUUACGUCAUACCCGAUUUGCAUUAUUUCAUUCUUACUUUGUGUUUCUUCUCUUGUUCAUUCAAUGUUACUACACAAUCAAAUAUACAAUUCCGAUCGCG
Molecule: messenger RNA, 2282 nt
Organism: Daphnia carinata
Lineage: Eukaryota; Metazoa; Arthropoda; Branchiopoda; Diplostraca; Daphniidae
Product: growth hormone secretagogue receptor type 1-like
Exons: 4
Coding region: 16-1545 (509 amino acids)
Biological process (GO): G protein-coupled receptor signaling pathway
Cellular component (GO): plasma membrane
Molecular function (GO): G protein-coupled receptor activity
Source: RefSeq, a predicted model, not a curated record